UAUCCUGACCCACGACUGUACUCUAGACCCUGACCUUUAAACUCAGGUUCUUUUAUCACUUUUUCACGAUAUAUAUCAAGAGUUCAUUAUGAGGACCACGGAGAAACUCUCAAGAACUUUUCCCCGUGGAAGUUCACACCUCCCACUCUGCAGCCUGUGAUUUUACCUGUUUUUUUUUUUUUUUCUUUUUUGGAAAGACUUGAAUCAGUUUACCUUCAUGCAUGAUGCGAAACUACUACUCCAGCACAUGACGUAGAAGUUUGAAGUUUGGUGAAGCCGCUGGGGGAAAGCUGUCCACUGAGCCCUCUCUGUGUGUCGGGGUCUCCUCACCUGAUUGUCCCGCCACUCCCCGCCGGUGCAGAGCCUCUCUGCGGCCCCGCGGCUGUCAGGAUGGGGACACUGGGAGCUCUGCCUGUUUGGAAAGCCACGAUUUUCUUCUUUAACUUAAUCUCAGCUGCUGUGGCCAAAAGACACGUCGUGUAUUGGAAUUCUACAAACACAAGGUUGACGGCAGGAGAUCUGUCCAUCCAGGUGGACCAGAAUGACUACCUGGAUAUUUACUGCCCGCACUACCCCAACAAGGGCAGCCAGGGCCCCGGGCAGCCAGAGACGCUGGCCCUCUACCUGGUGGGAGAGGGCUCUUUCCAAGGCUGCGUGGAGACCAGAGGGGCCAUCAAGAGGUGGGAGUGUAACACGCCCUUCGCUCCGUUUGGACCGGUGCGCUUCUCUGAGAAGAUCCAAAGGUUUACCCCCUUCUCGCUGGGGUUUGAAUUCCUGCCAGGGAAACACUACUACUACAGCUCUCUACCGGCAGAUGAAGGCCCUCCUCUGCCAUGUAUGAAGUUGCGUGUCACCGUGUGCUGUGAGACCACACCAGAGACUUCACAUCAACGAGGAGCAACCGUACGUGGAAGAAGCGGCUGCUCCCUGAGGACAGCUUCACCUCCACUCCUCCUCCUCGUCCUCCUCCUUCUCCUCCUCCUGCUGACUACCUGACUUCCUCUUCUGUCCCCACCGCUGCCGACCUCGCACCCCGCUCUCUGCCAGACCGGGAGAUACUCCUCAGACGUUCAAGUACACAAUGCAAUCUACGCUCAGACAGUGAAUGACGCCAUGCAAUCUAUGCUAAGCUACUGCGAAACGACACAUAUUACCUUGACACUGGUUUACCUGUGACAUCCCAGAAAGAAUGUGCGUGACUUCUGCAGAAUGGGGCCACAGUGACUCAGGGACCGACACGGCGAAUCACAGUGAUUCAUAACUUGUUAUUUUUCCUCUCCCACCAGUUGUAUACAGAAUAUUACACAUAGAGCUAGUCAUAACACUCAUAUUCCACUCUGAUGCCAGAAGAACAAUGAGUCUGUCAGGAAUUGUUCAAACCAAGUUUCCUCACUUUUUCAUCUCAGUUUCUUAUUUUCUACUUAUUGUGUUGUAUUUUUUUGAGAACCUGCCUCCUUUAAAAAAAAAAAAAAAAAAAAGUGGCCAAAUAAACACAUACUACUGUACUGGGUGGCUCAGGCUGGAGGUCAAUCAGUUAGCUGGUGACUUUUUCCUUUUUUUACAUGGUUAGACAUAAAUAACUGACACAUUUUAACUGUCUCAUUUGCAUCCAAUUAAGAGAAAUGUGUCAAACUUUUUUUUCAACUAAUUAGAUUUUGGAAAUAAAGGUGUUUUAGGAGGAAAUUAGGAAUGUUCUGGAAUAGUCAAGCAGGGCUGCUGCGCCCCCUACUGGGAUCAAACUGGUUUAACUGGAGUUGGACUGGGUUGGCCAUAAGCUCAGAAACUGGACACUAGAUUGUGAUGCAGUUUGCUAAUAAUCGGACCUGGGACAGAGUCUGUCCUCUGUGUUUGGACCCCUUGUUGUUCUGCCUCCCCAGCCCCCUCUCUGCUUCAGACUGAAGCACAGAACAGAGGGGCUUAUGGGUAAACGGAGAGCAUCAGCUCGCCUCGCUUCCACUGAAAAACACUGCGGACCAAUGAGGAGGCUGAUUGGGUGAUGCUCCUGGUGACCAACCAGGUGUGCUAAUAUGCACAUAAGCUUUUUGUUCCUUUUGUUGUUGUUUGUUUGUUUUCUGUUAUUUUUUUUCUAUCCAGGGUCCUUGAUUUUAGGUAUAGUUAAUAUAUUCUGCAAAAUGACAUAUUAACUACAUAAUUCCAUGUUUUCGUAACAACUGGCCUCUAUUUAAAGACAAAAGUCUGACAAAAAAUACUAAUUUGACAUGAACAAACAAUGUAUUAUAUUCUACAUAAAUAUGUAUAUACUUCUAUUUUGCUCUGCUACAAUGUAGUUAAAUAAUUAGAUGAUUUUUUUUGCCAAAUAAUUUCUUUAAAUAAAUCACUCUAAUUGACUAUAAUAGAUUAAGAGGAAAUAUGACAAUGAAUGAAUAAUUCAUUUAUGCUUUAAAUUGAAAUUUGAGAUAAUUGAGGUGUGUAUUUUUCAUUGAAAUGUAAUGAAAUUUAUAUAUUUAUAAAUUUACAGAAUUAUUUCCCUGCAAUAUUUGAGUGACAUGAGCUCAGAAAAUCAUUAAUAAUUGUUAAUUUUGUCUAAUUAACAAUUUUUUCUAUCUUUAAAAAAAAACUACAUUGUCAGCACUUAAUAUUUUCCCCUCGUGCUGUAAAUCACACCAGUCAUGCUAUUUGUUUUUAUCUUUAUUUUCUGUUAAUUUCCUAAAUGGGUGAUAAACUGAUGUUUGAAGAUGUGUUAAAUAAUUUCAGUGAUGUAGAAUUUUUACAAUCAUGUACAACUAGGAAUUUGUUUUUGAUUUCUCUAUGUGUGUGUAACUUGUUCUGCUUUCACAUUUUAGUGAAGAAAGUAGCUUCUUCUGUGAAGAGCCAACUGCAAUCUGAGCCUUUUUUUUACACGGCGAGACAACAAAAAUAAAUAUGAUUGCAUUUAAA
Messenger RNA from Centropristis striata (black sea bass), 2898 nucleotides. Its product is annotated as ephrin A4. Lineage: Eukaryota; Metazoa; Chordata; Actinopteri; Perciformes; Serranidae. Gene Ontology annotation, biological process: ephrin receptor signaling pathway; axon guidance. Gene Ontology annotation, cellular component: plasma membrane. The transcript has 5 exons. Gene Ontology annotation, molecular function: ephrin receptor binding. Bases 391 to 996 code for a protein of 201 amino acids. The record is from RefSeq and is a predicted model, not a curated record.